Messenger RNA from Mesorhabditis spiculigera, 474 nucleotides. NCBI's taxonomy places the organism in Eukaryota, Metazoa, Nematoda, Chromadorea, Rhabditida, Rhabditidae. The record is from the annotation of a GenBank genome assembly.
AUGACAAAGCCAGAGUUAAUUCCACUAGUCGACGGCCAGCACCUUAAUUUGGCUUGUAUCAAAUUGUUAAAUCAGGAAUGGCCAAGAAGCGAUGGGUCGAGGGAGCAUUCACAAAAAAAGUCUUGUAGAGCUAGUCCGCCUAUGUCUUUGUUGUAUAUUUUGAAAAAUGAAGCUGGAGCUGAAGAGCUUGUGGGGCACGUACGGAUAUGCAAAUUACCUAAUAGGGAGAAAGCUUGUUGGGUCGAGUCGCUAAUUGUUAGUCAGGAAAAGAGAGGUACCGGCCUUGGAAGAGCAUUAAUGGACGACACCGAACUAUUCGUUCGAAGAUUUGGCUUUGAUGAGGUAUUCCUAUGUACCGAAGACAAACAAGGAUUUUAUGAGCGUUGCGGAUAUGUGGUUUGCGAACCAAUCCUUCAUUCGACAGCCGCCACAUCAGUUUUCCCGCUCAUUAACAAUUUGGCACUCGAAAAAAGC